GCGCUUGUCCUUGUGAGUUGUGAGCUUCUCCCAUUCCACAUUUCAUUUCCACUCGGCACUUCAAAUGAAAUCAACUGACACUGUGACACGCACCCGCACGCACGCACGCACACUCUCUUUCUCUCACUCUCUCUUUCACUCUGCUUCUAGAAUCUUCCUCAGCCGUAACAGCACCACACCACAACCAGGUUGGGGAGAACUGAAGAAGAGAAAGCAUGGAAGCAUAGGAAAUUUGAGAGGUGAGAGGGAGGACUUGUUAUAACUGUUAGAGAUUGAUUGAAUUUAGGGUUUCUGAUUUGGAAAUAAGGGGAAAAAAAAUGGAUGACGAUGUUUAUGAUGGGUCCUUCUGGGUUGAGGAAAUUAAUGGCGAGGUUCAGCUUGAGACUCCUAUGAGAAAGAAAAGGAAAUAUGUUAAGAGAAAGAAGGAAUACGAUGGUUGGGGAUCAACCAAUCUUAUUCAGUUUCUCCAAUCCCUCGGUUUUGACACAAGCAGGCAGAUAACUCAGAAUGAGGCUGCUGCGCUCAUAAAUGAGUAUGUUAGGGAGAAUAGCCUUCAGCAUCCUACCAAAAAGAAGAGAAUUGUCUGUGACAAGAGGCUGCAUUUGUUGUUCGGAAGGAAGACAAUUGGCCGGUUGAAGAUCAAUGCUUUGCUCGAGUCCCACUUUGCCGCAAACUGUGUUGAAUCGGACGAUGAUAUCUACUUCAAUUCGGAUGAUGAUGAUAAUUCCCCGGCAUGUGAAACUCCACGAACGACAAUGGCUUCUUCGGAGAGGAAAAGUCAACCGAGGGGACGGGUUGUGGAAAAACCCAAGAGCUGUUUCGCAGCCAUUGUUCCUUUCAAUAUCAAACUUGUUUACUUGAAGAGAAGUCUUGUUCAGGAGCUUGUGAAGGACCCCGAAACAUUUGAGACUAAAGUAGUUGGAAGCUUCAUAAGAGUCAGAUGUGACCCGAACGACUAUCUUCAGAAAAACUCUCACCAGCUGCUGCAAGUGACAGGUUUAGAGAAGGGCUCAGAUGAGGAUAUCCUCCUGCGAGCCUCUGGCUUUGUUGAAGACAUCAGCAUUCAAAUGCUUUCAGAUGAUAACUUCACUGAGGAGGAGUGUGAGGAUUUGCAUCAAAGGGUAAAAGAUGGCUUGCUCAAGAAACCCAUGAUUGCGGAUAUAGAGAAGACGGCAAGAAUAUUGCAUGAGGAUGUGACUAAGCAUUGGCUUGCAAGAGAACUUGUGCAGUUAAAACAUCUAAUUGAUCGAGCUAAUGAAAAGGGUUGGCGAAGCACACUGGAUGAAUACCUACGGAAAAGGGAGAAGCUUCAGAAUCCUGAUGAACAGGAACGGUUAUUGCGCGAAGUUCCUCAAGUUAUUGCUGAGGAUCUAGAAUCAGAAUCUAUUUCACCAGAGGAUCCAGAUGAAAAUGUAGAAAACCAUGUAGAAGAGUUUUGGCAGCCUACCAGCAAGCAACCAUCUAAAGAUACAGAUUUUUUCUCAUACAAGGAUACAAAACUACUGGAUGUGCCGAAUCCUGCAAAACCAGAAAGCGAUUCUCCAACAUCAAUUCUUGGUCGCAGUGGAUCAUCAGAAGUUCCUUUUUUCAAUGUGGCAACAAAUGGAAGUAUGUUUAACUCCAUUUCUCGUGGAACUGCUGCAGAAGAUCAUCAACAGCAGCCAGAGCAACUAAUAGGCUUUUCAUAUAAAAAUGGUGUUGUGUCUAAGCCAGAAGAAUUAAUAGACUUUGCACAUAAGAAUGAUGGUGUGUCUAAGGCAGAACAACUAUUAAACUUUGCAUUGAAGACUAAUGGGGUGUCUAAGCCAGCUGAAUCGAAUGGAUUUAGGAUCUCUGUAGCACAGCAGGCCGAGCCAGCACCACCAUCUCAACCGCAGGUUAUAGAGCUGAGCGACGACGAUGACGACGACGAUGAAAGUGAUCAACCAAUCAUUACAAAAGAGGUUCAACCUUUUAAUCAGUUGAAGAUGUGGUAUUAUAAAGAUCCACAGGGAAAUGAACAAGGACCAUUUGACCUAAUUUCCCUAAAACGUUGGAGUGAUGCUAAUUACUUUCCUUCUGAUUUCAAGGUUUGGAAGGAAGGUGAAAGUCCCAGUGAUGGUGGACUACUGGUGAAAAUUCUUCAAUCUUUACCAUCUUUUCACAUUUAAUCGAGGUAAAAAAAUUGUACAUUAUGAUGAAUCUUUUAAUAUCGGUCAAUAAAUUAUGUUUUAUUUUUCACCAAGUUCCAA
Molecule: messenger RNA, 2231 nt
Organism: Arachis stenosperma
Lineage: Eukaryota; Viridiplantae; Streptophyta; Magnoliopsida; Fabales; Fabaceae
Exons: 8
Coding region: 318-2150 (610 amino acids)
Molecular function (GO): DNA binding; protein binding
Source: RefSeq, a predicted model, not a curated record